AUGCUAUCUAUCUACCCUGUUCUUUAUAGACAACAAAUCAUGGUUACUCCGCUCAGCCUCCCUUCUUAUUCUCCUCACUUUUUUUUCUUUCUCGCUUUCGCGCUUUAUUUUCUUUUUUCUUUUGCAAUUUUCUUUCUUGUUCUGCUGCUUUUUCUUCUUUUUCCAAUUUUCUUUCUGCGAAUUUACCCUUUCAGUCUUUCUUCCUUUAUCUUUCUUUUCUCGUUCCUUUCUUUCUUUUUACUUUUUUUCUUUCUUUCUUUUCCUCUUUUUUCUCCCUUUCAGUCUGUCUUUUUUUUCUUUCUUUCUUUCCUUUCUUUUCCAGUUUUCUUUCUGCGAUAUAACCCUUUCAGUCUCUUUAUUCUUUCUUUCUUUCUUUCUUUCUUUCCCGUUCUACUACUUUUUCUUUCUUUUUUUCUGAUUUUCUUUCUACAAUAUCACCAUUUCAAUCUUUCUUUCUUUCUUUCUUUCUUUCUUUCUUUCUUUCUUUCUUGUUCUACUACUUUUCCCUUCCUUUCUUCUGCUUUUUCUUUCUGCAAUAUCCCUCUUUCAGCCAGUCUUCCUUUCCUUUUCCCUCUUUCCUUCUUUCUUUCUUUUUCCAAUUUUCUUUCUUUCUUCAAUUUUCUUUCUCUUUCUAUCAUUUUUCUUUCAUUUCAUCGCUUUGCUAUUUUCUUUCUUUUGUUUGCUUUCUGUAGCAUCUCCCUUUAUUUCUUUGUCUCUCUUUUCCAUUUAAUCUCUCUUACCUCUAUUCGCUUCAUUCAUUCGCUCUUGUUCAAAUUUCUUCCUUUUUUUCAAUUUCUUUCUUUCUUCUUUUUCCAUUUUUCUUCCUCUUUCUGUCAAUUUACUCGCAUUCUAUUAUUUUUUUCUCUUACUUCUUCUUUUUACUAUUUUAGCUGUUAUUUUUCUUUCUUUUCCAAAUUUCUUUAUGAAUACUGCCAUAAUCCCUGUGCUCAGAUCAUCUUGUAG
This is a messenger RNA of Acanthosepion pharaonis, 963 nucleotides long. Lineage: Eukaryota; Metazoa; Mollusca; Cephalopoda; Sepiida; Sepiidae. The record is from the annotation of a GenBank genome assembly.